GUAAAUAGAGCGAAGGCGGCGGCCUUCGACCCCGUCACCUCUCGGGCGCCCCGCGAGAAGCCCUGGAGGGCAUGGAAGAAGACGAGCAGGAGCAGCGGCGCAGGAAGGUGGAGGCCGGGAGAGCGAAGCUUGCUCACUUCCGACAGAGAAAAACAAAAGGUGACUGUGCGCAUCCGAAGAAAAAGACGGCGAAGAGGAAGGGCCCGGCUGUCGAUGCGCCUGUCCAGGAGGAGGGCCCGGUAGCCACCAAGGAUGGUGGACUCCUGGGAAGAGGGGACGUUUGCGAAGACGCGUCGUGCAGUGACACCCCCGAGGGAGCACAGGCAGCGCAGCUGGAGGACCCCAGUGGAGAGAGGACAGGGCACUCGGAGCAGCCACAGCAGAAGCUGGAUGGCGACCACUUGGAACAGCCUGAGGAUAUCACAAAGGAAUGCGAACAAGAACGUAAGCUAGAAUUUGCGGAGCUGACGAGAAGACCGAAGGAUGCCGUUGGCGCACAGCAGCAGGUGGCCGUGGGGCUUCAGUGGCCGACAGAGACGCAGCAGCCGGUGCCCUCGCUGGAGCUGGAGGCGCUGCGCCUGAGUCUGAGCAACAUGCACGCCGCACAGCUGGAGCGCAUGCAGGCCACCCUGCAGAGGGAGAAGGAGGCCGCGCUGACCGAGCUGCGGGCCGCGCUCAACGGCCGUCACGCCCAGGAGCUGGCCCUGCUGCGGAGCCAGCAGCAGCACCAGCAGGCGCGGGCCCGGGAGCAGCACGCACGGGAGCGCGAGGAGUCGGAGCAGCGCUGCCACCAGGAAACAGCUGAGCUGAAGGAGAAGUUACAGUUAGAAAUGGAGAAGAACGCACGGAUGCUAGAGAACCUGAAGCGAGAAUGGGAAGCCGAGAGAGAGUUAUGCUUAGAAAACCUGCGCAGAGAAUUGUCUGCAAAGCAUCGGUUGGAGUUGGAGAGUUUGCAAGACCAGCUUGAGAACGAACUGGCACAACAGAAAGCGGAGUCGGAGAAGAUUUUUCAAGCCAAAAACCAGGCUGAACGUGCGCUGAGGACUCUGGAGACCCAGCAGGACACGGCCCUGAGGCAGCUGCGUGAGGACCUGCAGUCCGAGAGCGGUCGGCGCGUGCGGGACUUGGAGCAGAGGCUCCGCGACCAGGAGGUGGCCAAGCAGCUCGAGUUAGAGAGCCUCCGAGCAUCGUACGCCGCGCUGAAGGCCCAGUCGCAGGAAGAGAUCCGGCGCCUGUGGUCCCAGCUCGAGUCUCCGGGACCCGACGGUCAGGACCCGAGCGCGUUCCACGACCAGCUCCCGGCCCGCACGCCUCACGGGGAGGAGCGAGAGCACCGGAGGCAGGACCCGUGGUGGCGGCAGCAGCGAGAGGAGUCUGUUCUCGAGUCUGCGCAAGUCAGUGCACCCAGGGUGUUUCUAGAAGAGAGGACUGGAGAAGGGAGCGAGCACCUCGAGGGACCCCGCCUUCAGCCGGAGUUAGAAGAAAACCACCGGAGCCCGUCCUCCCUGGAAGCCCGGCAGGAGGUGGGCCUCGAAGGGACCCCGGUGUUGGAAGGGGAGCAACAUGUGGGGCUCUCAGAAGGGCCCAGCGAAGAGCUCGCUCGGGCGCCUCUCCCGUGUGUGCAGGACGUGGCCUCGCAGGUGGAGACCGAGGUGGCAGCCAGAGUCUUGGGUUUGGAAACUGAGCACAAGCUUAAACUCUCACUUCUUCAGACGGAGCUCAAGGAAGAAAUUGAUGUCUUGAAACUAGAAAACAGAAAUUUGCACGAGAAGUUGCAGCACGCGAUCAGCCUGAAGGAGGACCUGGAGAGGGUAAAACGUGACUUGGUUGAAGAUCUCCAGGAGGAGCUGAAGAAGGCGAAGGAGAAACUGGAGCUGAUGAAGCGGGAAUCCAGAGACAAAGAAGCAGGAUGGAAAGUGGCAAGUGAAAUCCUAAAGAGAAAAGCCGAAGAGGAGCUCGCGCUGGCGCUGCUGCACCUGCGGGAGCAAGCCGAAGCCGAGAGGCAGUCCCUGAUGACCAGGUUUGAGCUGCGGGAGCUCGAAAUGAGGCAGCUUCAGGAUCAGCAGGCCGCCCAGAUCCGGGACCUGGAGGGGUCCCUGGUGGAGCAGCAGGGCCGCCUACGGCAGCUGGAGCUCGGCCUCACGGGGGAGGAGUGUCCGCAGUGUGGCCGGGAGCCAGGUGGCCGUCCGGCUCCCGCAGACCAGGGCGGGGAGCUCGCCACGCUCCGCCUGAAGGAGGACUGCGCCCUCCAGCUGAUGCAGGCACGGAACAGGUUCCUGAAGGAACGGAAGGAGAUCACGGAGAAGUUCGCAGCCGAGCAAGACGCGCUCCUUCGGGAGACCCAGGAGAAGCACAGCCGCGAGCUCCGGCUGCUCCAGGAGAGACACCAGCAGCACGUGCUGUCCCUGACGGCCGAGCUGGAAGCCGUGCGCCGCUCGGAGCAGGAGGAGCUGAGAGCCUCCGUGGAGGGGGAGCAGCGGGCCCUGGCACAGGCCCGAGAGGCCGAGCUGCAGGCCGGGCACGUGGCCGCGCUCCGGGCUCUGGAGGCCAGACACUUGUCCCACCUGGACUCUCUGGAGUCGCGCCACCGGUCGGAGGUGCAGGCCCUGCGGGAGCAGCACCACCGGGCUCUGGAGCAGCUGAGCACAGAGCUGGGGAAGCAGCGGCAGCACAAGGACGCCUCUCGCCCCGCGGCGCUGACUGGGGAGCAGGGCCAGGAGCUCCCGCCCGCGGACGGCGGCCUGACGGCGCAGAUGGAUGCAGAUCCGGGGGCCUCCGGGGUCACGCUGCUCUACCCCGAACUGCUAGCCACGCAGCAGGGUGAAUUUGAAGGUGAAAAGAAAGCUGCUUUGCAUGAACAGGAGGAGAUCCCUAGGCUGGAGUCUGAGCAGGCACAGUCUCUUCACCGAAAAGAGGAAGAGUCUUUGUUUCUGCAGCUUCAGGAGAAGAAUGACCAAAUUCUACGGCUGAAAGACCAAAUUUUAUCCUUAAGUCAAGAAGUAGAAGAGUGCCAUUCUGAACUGGAGAAGCUCCAGCAAAGGCGUGAAAGGGAAAACCAGGAAGGCACAAAUCUCAUCUCGAUGCUGAAGUCCGACAUUGAUCUGUCUGACCGUGAAAGGAGAGCUCUCCGGGACGCUCUGCGGAGGCUGCUCACUUUGUUUGGAGAGACGCUGAGGGCUGCCGUCACCCUGAAGAGCCGGAUCGGUGAGCGUGUGGGGCUCUGUCUGGCGGACGAGGGCCUACCUGAUGCGCGGCCCAGUGGCCAGGCCCUGUUGGCAGCACCAGUGCUCGAUGAGACGUGGCCUGCGUCCGAGGCAGCCCUGUUGGAGCUGGACCGAACUUUGCCUGAAUGUGCGGAGGUGUCUUCAGAGGCUGAAAUUAGCAGUCACAUCUGUGAAAGCUUUUUCAUGAGCCCAGAAAGUUCGCUGGAGUGUGAGCAGCCAGUUAGGAAGCUCUACCGGAGCCUUGGCCUGGCGGUGGAUGGCCUGCUGGAGCUGGCUCUGGACUCCACCCGGCAGCUGGAGGAAGCACGUCAGAUCCAUUGCCGUUUUGAGAAGGAAUUCAGCUGUAAGAAUGAGGAGACCGCACAGGUGGUUAGAAAGCACCAGGAGUUACUGGAGCGCCUGGAGGAGGCGAGCACGGCCCGGAAACAGCUGGUGCUAGAGCUGCACCAGGCUCAGGGCAUCAUCGAAGGGUUCAAGGUGGAGAAGGCCAGCCUGCAGGAGGUGCUGGGCCAGAAGGAGACGGCCGAGCAGGGCCUCGCAGUUGAGCUGGAGAGCCUGAAGCAGCAGCUGCAGUGGGCAGCCCAGCAGCAGGCAGAGCUGAAGGAGGAGAACUCUAUCCUGUGCGCCCAGAAGGAGGCCUUGGCCGCGGAAGCGGAAGAGAGAGAAGCCGCUCUUCGUAGGGAGGUGGACGGUCUGACCCAGGAGCAGGCGGAGGCCAGGAAGCAGGCGGAGAAGGACCGCGCCGCGCUGCUUUCCCAGAUGAAGGUGUUUGAGGUGGAGCUGGAGGAGCAGCUUGCUCGGCAGGAAGCGAGCGCCCAGCAGGCCGGGGAGCUCUGCGCGCUGAGGCAGCAGCUGGCGGCUCUGGACAAGCACCUGCGGAGCCAGCGCCACUUCAUGGACGAGCAGGCUGUUGAGAGGGAGCAUGAGCGGGAGGAGUUCCAGCGGGAGAUCCAGAGGCUGGAGGAGCAGCUCCGACAGGUGGCCCGGCCGCGGCCCCGGGGCUCCUGCAUCAGCGACCAGGAGCAGCUGGAUGAGGAGGUUAAAUUGUUACAAGAAAAGCUGCGAGAGAAAUCAGAUGGGUUUAAUGAGUUGGCUGCGAAGAAGGAGUUGGUGGACAGACAGAUGCUAGUCCAGGAAGAGGAGAUCCGGCGUCUGGAGGAGACCAAUGCCAGCUGCAGGAGAGAGGCGGCCGCGCUGCGGGAGGAACUGGAGAGGCAGAGGGAUGCCGUGAAAGCCUUGCAGCAGGAUAAGGAGGCGCUGGAGGAGCAGCAGAGGAGCCAGUUGCCUCUGAUGUCCACUCUGCAACCGGUGCCUCCCGCAGGCAGCCGUCCCGAGGGCCCCGAAGUCCAGUCAGACGCUGUGCAGAGGGUGCUCCGGCAGCGAGAGCACGAGGUGUUGGACCUAAAAGAGCAGUUGGAAAAGAUUAAAGAUGACUUAGCGUGUAAGAGCGACGAGGUGCUGCAUCUGAACUCGAAGCUGGAGGCCCAGAGCAGCCGAGCUGCCCGUGCGUGGGAGCUUCAGGAGGAGAACACCAGCCUGCAGGUCCUGCAGGACAGGAGCUCCGAGGUCGAGGAGCUGAGAUCCAUCAUUGAGAACCUGCGAGAGAACCAGCGGCGCCUGCAGAGAGAGAAGGCAGAGGAGACGGAGCGGCUGCACGAGGUCAUCGAGAGGCUGCAGAGAGAGCUCUCGCUCGGGGGGCCCGCGGGGCCCGGGGCUGAGGGCGGCCAGCUGCCAGCCGUCCCCGCCGUGGGACCCGAGGCGCUGGCGGCGGCGGGGGCCGUGGGCCAGCUGCUCGCGGAGCAGGAGUGCAGGCACAGCCAGGCCCUGGAGGGCCAGCAGCAGCGGCUACGGGCUGCAGAGGAGGCCGCUGCGACGCAGCUGGCGGAACUGGAGCGCUGCGCGGCCCGCGGGGAGUCAGAGGUCCAGGGCCUGGCCUCCCAGAUCCAGGCCUUCGAAGCCGCCCUGGAGGCAAAGGAGGCCAGGAUCGCGGAAAGGGACUCAGAGAUCGACGCCAUGAAGCGGCAGAAACUGGCCCUGUCGGCGGAGAUGGAGACCCUCCUGGCGGCCUUCUCCCGCUUCCGCCUGGCGCUGGAGCAGCAGCCGCUGGCCAUGGAGGCCGAGGGCGAGCCCCCCGAGCUGCGGCGGCUGCGGGCCCAGUGUGUCCGCCUCGGCCGCCAGCUGCAGCGGCUGCACUUGCGCUUCCUCAGCUGCCAGGGGGAGCUGGACGGGCAGCAGGCGCAGGCGGCCCACCGGCACCCGAGCGUGGAGGGCCGCCCCCAGGGACAGGGCCCCAGGGCUGCAGGGGCCUCGUGGGACGAAGAGUCGCAGCUGCCCACAGACCCGCAGGGCCAGGCUGGGGACACACAGUGUGCAGCUCCCGAGGACUCGCAGCCGGCCAAGGCCCCAGGGUGCUUCCGCCCCGCGGCUCUGCACAGACAGGACAGCGUGAUGUCGGUGCUGGCUGCCUGCCAGAAGCACCUGCAGUCGGAGCUGCUCUUGGCAGAGAACGAGAUGCACGUGAGGACGGAGGACCACAGCCGAGGGCCAGGAGGGCUGCAGAAUAAGGGAGAACUCCUGGAAGAUUGUCAGCUGCGGAAAGUUGGUCUCCUAAGUCAGGUGAAAGAACUGCAAGAAAAGUUGAACCAUUUGCUGUAUUCUGUGAACUCCCAGAACACCGAGACAGAGGAUUUCAGACUUCAGCAGCCAGUGGCGCCUCCACGUGCUCUAGAAAACAGUUGGAGUGAUCAUUCUGAUAAUGGUGAAGAAACGGAGAAGUCUCUUGUUGAUACGUCUCAUAUCGAGAAAACCACGUGUGAUCUGACUGACCUCCGUAGAAGUCAGGAUCCACUGAUAAAAAAUGAAAUGUCAGAUGUUCCCGAGCAGGACCAGGUUGAUUUGCAGGAUGGGUCACCUUGUUUACAAGCAGGCUUCCACGGUGGCUUCCGUGACCUGGCCCAUCCUGAGAGGCCCGCGCCCUUGAAGAACGCACUCCGGGCAAUGGAUCUGUCCUCCUGGAGCUCGCCGGAGGUUGUCAGGAAGGACUCGACCCUUGAGCCUGCCCCCAGCCUGCCCCUGACGCCGUGCUCGGACGCCCUGAGCUUGGACGCCUCCCUGCGGGACAGGACCAGUUCCUCGCUGCAGGCAGACCAGGCGGAGCUGCUCGGGUACCUGGGUGGGUCCGCAGCAGGAGCGGCCUCCGGGGGGGCAGCGUCUCCCGUGGCUGCAGACAAGACGCCCUCCGCUGACCGCCGCGUGCAGUGGGUGUCUGUGGAGAAAGAUGUUGAAGAUUUUAUCGUAACAUCUCUUGAUGCUCAAGAAAAGCCCAGAACCUGUCCUCUCGGGUUUGAAGGGAAGAACAACGGAAGUGAAAACAGUGAUGGCUCAGGGUUUGGAGAAAUACUAAACCGAGGUUCGGGAAGACUCGAAACCCCCACUGCUAGUCCUACAGGGCCUCCUCCCACCUCUGGAAGGUUCGGACGGCCGCUGGAAGCCAUGAAGGAGAAGGAAAUCCAUCCGAAACAAGUGAAGGCUCUGCUGCAGAUGGUAUGUGAUGAGAGCCACCACAUACUGGCCUUGUCCGAGCGCCACGGGCCACCCAGCACCCUGAGCAAGGGCGAGCCGAGUGCCCCCCUCGAGUGCUUCCCGAGAGCGGGCUCCGGCAUUUUGGAGGCGGUGCCGGCUCUGCGGAGACAUGCAACCCUAGCACUCCAAAAGGGAGAGAAGGAACCCCCCAACAUGUGUCUUGACUGGAGAGGAGAAUUUCUCCAGGUUGUGCAGGAGGCAUUUGGAAAAGAGUGGGAGGUGCUGAGGGCCGAGUUGCAACCGCAGCCCUGUGCUCCUGACCCCGGGGACCACAACUCUUUGAUGCAGCGGCUGGAGAAGGUGGUCCAGGAGCAGGAGAAGUCCUUGGAACACCUCCGUCUGUCGGACAGGAGCAGCUUGCUGGCGGAGAUCCAGGCCCUGCGCGCCCAGCUGCGCAUGACGCACCUGCAGAACCAGGAGAAGCUGCAGCAGCUGUGCGGGGCGCUGACCAGCGCGGAGGCCCACGGGAGCCGGCAGGAGCACCAGCUGCGCAGGCAGGUGGAGCUACUGGCGUAUAAGGUCGAGCAGGAGAAGCGGAUAGCCAGUGACGUGCAGAAAACCCUGAAGGAAGAGCAGGAGAAAGCCGGCAGCACGCGGAAGCUCUUGGCGGUGGAGCAGACCGCCGUCCGAGACUUGAGAGCUGAGCUCCGCGAGUGCAAACAGGACAACGAGAGGCUGCUGGCGUCCCUCAGCGAGGCGCAGAAGGAGGUCCUGCAGCUAAGGUCCGUGCUGGACGGCAAGGAGAGCAGCCUGAAGGCUGCGCUGCAGGAGCUGGAGUGCGAGCGCGGGAAGGAGCGUGCCCUGCGGAGCCGGCUCGAGGAGCAGCGGCUACGGCACCUGCACGAGGAGGGCCAGAGCUCCAAGACCCUGGAGGAGCUGAGGACGGCCCUGGAGCAGCAGUGUGCCCAGAGCAGCCGGCUGCGCGUGGCCCUGGAGCACGAGCAGACGGCCGCGGACAACCUGCGGCGGGAGCUGCAGAUCGAGGCCUCACGCUGCGAGGCGCUGCUGGCACAGGAGCGGGGCCAGCUGUGCGAGCUGCAACGCAGCCUGGAGGCCGAGAAGGGCCGCUCGCGGGAGCUGGCGGCCGCCCUGCGGCACGAGCAGCUGCUGACGGAGCAGCUGAGCCGCGGCGCCCGCGAGCCCCCCGUGCAGCACGCCCCGCCGCGGAGGCCGAGGGACGAGCGGGCGCGCGUACCGGAGCCGCAGGCCCGGCUGGAGCAGAUGCAGCGGCGGCGGGCGGCGGAGCUGGAGCGGGACAAGGAGGUAAGGGCGGCGCACAGCCCUGGCACGGAGCUGCCCCCGGCCCAGGAGCCACGGCUCAUAGCCGCGCGGCCGCCGGCGGGACUAGAGUGCGCACAGGCGAGGCCGGCCGCGCGGGAAGGACGCAAGGACGUGAGGAGGCGAGCGGAGACGGGGCCGGGCCGGGCCGACAUGGAGCUGAGGCCGUCAGGAGACAAGGAGAAACGGCGAGAGCUGGAGCUGCAGCGCCAGCGAGACGAGCACAAGAUCCGGCAGCUUCAGCGGACCGUGCAGGCCCUGGAGGCGAAGGAGGCGGCCCGCCAGGCCCCAGAGGCGGAGUGGCUGCAGGAGGAGCGGCUCGGCCUGGAGAAGGUCCGUCAGCAGCUGCUGUACGCCGCUGGGCUCCUGACCAGCUUCGUCAGCCGGACGGUGGACAGGACAAUUAGCGACUGGACGUCCUCGAACGAGAAAGCCGUGACCUCCUUACUGCGCACGUUAGAGGAGCUCAAGUCUGAGCUGAGCACACCCGGUCCCUCCCAGAGAAAGAUGACAGCGGAGCUGCAGACCCAGCUGGUGGACGUCCUCCUGAAGGACAACGACUCCCUGACCACAGCCUUGCGCACAGUGACGCAGGAGAAGGCAGAGCUGUGCCGGGCGGUGUCGCAGCUGGAGAAGUCGCUGAAGCAGCACCUGCUGCGGCGUGGUGUGUGCAGUAGGCCGGACAAGUCUGCAUGGAAACAGGAUGGGACGGGCUCACAGAGCUCAGCGCGACAGCCAGAGCCAGCACGGCCCGCGCCGGCCGCACGCGAGGAGGCCGACAGCUGUGGUGUGCAAGUGGAGAAGUUGUACCUGCAUUACUUGAGAGCAGAAAGCUUCAGAAAAGCUCUGAUUUAUCAAAAGAAGUAUCUUCUGCUAUUGAUUGGCGGAUUCCAGGACUCUGAACAGGAGACGCUGUCCAUGAUCGCUCAUUUGGGAGUAUUUCCUUCCAAAGCAGAUAAGAAAAUUACACCUUCUCGCCCUUUUACGAAGUUUCGGACCGCCGUCAGGGUGGUGAUCGCGAUACUAAGGUUACGUUUCUUGGUUAAGAAGUGGCAAGAGGUAGAUGGGAAAGGAGCCAUCGUGCCAGGCCGAGCGCCCCGCCCAGGAGUCCCGGUUCCACGCCAGCAGCCUCCACCCAAAACCAGCACGUCCCCGCCAACCCGGGACGCGUCCUCCAGCCACGCCGGGGACCGUGUGCCCAAGGCCUCCCUGCGCAGGAGGGAAAGAUCCACUCCGUCCCCGGAUUCAAGAUCCGAAAGAUCCCUGACUGCUUCUCAAGACCCUGAACGUUCCUUGACGGAAUAUAUUCAUCAUUUAGAGAUGGUCCAGCAGAGACUGGGCGGGGCGCCGCCAGAUUCUGCUUCAAAGAAGUCCUGCCGCCAGAAGAUCAAACAAUGAAUAAAAUCCUGUGGCUCUUACCAUGACAAGUCCAUUUGAGGAAAAGAUUUUUUUUUUCCCUUUUCUCAAGGAAGACUCGUGGCGUGGCGUGGCAUGUGGCGUGGCGUGGCCUGCGCUCGGUGCCUGAGGUGCCAGCCCCAAGAGCCGCUCACUGGGCGUCCCCACCUCCCUGCGGUGCUGGAGAGCCCAGUGGAGUAUGUUCUGUGUAACUGCCGUGUGUUUUAGCUCCUUAGCUUCCGAAGGUGACGUGCGUGCCCGUGGGUGACUGGCACCCGUCCUGCUCGGUGUGUGUGGCCAGAGCUGCCCAGCGGGCCUCCUCGUUGUUGAUUUUCUUAAAGUGUACAGAUGGGAACUCGGUUUAAAAACAAAAACACCCCAAGAGCAAAAAGAAUAAAAUCAAGCACU
This is a messenger RNA of Enhydra lutris kenyoni (northern sea otter), 9887 nucleotides long. Its product is annotated as pericentrin. Gene Ontology annotation, biological process: signal transduction. The transcript has 47 exons. NCBI's taxonomy places the organism in Eukaryota, Metazoa, Chordata, Mammalia, Carnivora, Mustelidae. The record is from RefSeq and is a predicted model, not a curated record. Bases 72 to 9482 code for a protein of 3136 amino acids. Gene Ontology annotation, molecular function: molecular adaptor activity.